Molecule: messenger RNA, 2049 nt
Organism: Eimeria tenella
Lineage: Eukaryota; Apicomplexa; Conoidasida; Eucoccidiorida; Eimeriidae
Product: helicase, putative
Exons: 3
Coding region: 1-2049 (682 amino acids)
Molecular function (GO): RNA binding; RNA helicase activity
Source: RefSeq, a predicted model, not a curated record
AUGAAUACAAGCCUUGAAACGAAGACUGAGAACUACACCGGCAAGUGCAGCAGCAGCAGCAGCAGCAGCAGCAGCAGCUCAUUGCGUGGGCAGCUGCUGCGUCCAGAGAACGCCAAGGCUUUGCCCCCAACCCAACUGAUAUUCAUCGGGUCUACAGUUUCUUAUGGGGGCCCCUGCAGCAGCGGGGUCUUGCUGCUGGAGCGGUUCAGCACUGCUGCGCCGGUGCAGCAGCAGCAACAGCAACAGCAGCAGCAGCAGCAGCAGCAACAGCGGCAGCUGUGGCUGCGGCUCAAUGACGGCAACUUGAGGAAGGAGAUCGAGAGGCAGUAUCCCGUGUGGAACGAACUAAAGAGGGAGGAGCAGUUGCUGCAGCAACAGCAGCAGCUGCUGCAGCAGCAGCAGCUGCUGUUGAAGCAGCAGCAGCAGCAGCAGCAGCAGCAGCUACGCGCCAGCCGUAAGAAAGCCACUGAAGAGCAGCAGCAGCAGCGGCAAGAGCAGCAGCAGCAGCGAGAGCAUCAGCAGCAGCUGUUGCUGCUGGAAGCCAUGGCAGAUCUGGACUUGGAAAGGGACCGGCAGCAGCUGCUGCGCGCUGCUGAGUUCAAAGAGCGCUUUAAUCUGCUGCUGCUGCUGCUGCAGCAAGUCCCUGCUGCCCUCACCGUGGUGUUCUGCAGCAGCAGCAGCAGCAGCAAAGAGCUCACGCUGCUGCUGCGGGAGCACGGCUGGCCCGUUUCUGCUUACCACAAGCAGCUAUCGAUGCGGCGGCGGUUAGCAGCAGCAGAAGCAGCAAACGCAGCAGCAGCUGCACCAGCAGCAAGUGCAGCAGCAGCAGACGCAGCAGCAGCAAACACAGCAGCAGCAGCAGCAGCAGCAGCAGCCCCGCAUAUUCUGGUGGCUACAGAUUUGCUUUCGCGCUCCGGGCAGCUAAAAGGAAAGGCUCAUGUAAUUAAUUUUCAUUUUCCAACAAAUGCUGCUGCUUACGUGCACAGAGCAGCACUUGCUGCUCCAGCAACUUCGUUUCAAGAGGACAGCUCCCAUACAAUGGGUCCUCCUGGGGAGCCCCUGGGGGGCCCCCAGGGGGGCCCCAUGGUGGGCCCCCUGGGGGUCCCCCAUGGGGGCCCCCUGGGUAUGGGCCUUGUAUCAAACAUAAUAGGGGCAGCUGACAUGCCCCUAGCUUCCCAAGUAUUUGCUGCUGCAGUACAGCAGCAGCCGCUGCAGCGUCUGUUUUCUAACAAGAGAUCCUUGAGGAGGAGAAUCAAACAGCAGCAGCAGCAGCAGCAGCAGCAGCAGCAGCGGCAACAGGUGGGAGACGAAGAAAAAGGGGAGCUGCAGCAGCAAUGGGGACGGAAGCAGCAGCGGCAGCAGCAGAGGGGCCCAUUUAAGGAGGGGCCCCUCUUCAGCAAGGUGCUGUGGGCAGCAGGAGAUACACAUGGCUUCUACGUUGCUGCUGCUGCUGCUGCUGCUGCAGCAACAGGUGCAGCACCAGCACCCCGUGCUGCCUUUGCUGCUGGGGUCAGCAAAGAUACAGUUGAGUUCUUCAAACAGAUGAAGAGUGGCAACAGCAGCAGCAGCAAAGAAGGCGCUGCUGUAGCCACACGGAGAGCUGUUGCAGCAGCAGCACCAGCCACAGCCCCUGACGGACCGCAGCAGGAGCAGCAGCAGCAGCAGCAACAGGAACACAUGCAGCAGCAGGAGCCGAUAUCCUGGUGCCUUGAUUCUGACGACGAAGUGGAAGAGGCAGGCAAUAGCCGCCGCAGCAGCACAACAGCAGCAGCAACUGCAGCUGCUGCUGCUGCUUCUGCUGCUGCUGCUUCUGAACCACAGGUUCUGCCGCGCGACUGGACAAAAGAAGAAUACACUCGUCUUGUAAUUCAGCGGAUGCGGCGGAAAGGGUCGCCCGCAGUGCAGCAGCAGCAGCAGCAGCGGCAGCAGCUCUUGCAGCUGCAGCAGCAGCUGCAGCAGCAGCAGCAAACGGCAGAAGUGCGGCGCACCAAAAUGCUUCUUAGAAACUUUCAAGGAGCCGAUGCGUUUGCUGACGAUCUUAAACUGUGA